AACACAUCGUCUGUGGGUCGAACUGUGCUGUACCUGUAAUAAUGGGGACUUAAUUCCAGAGCUCGGUUAAAAGGACUAUUUUUUUGCGCGAACAUUUUAUUGACGUUUUUUUUUUUUUUUUAAAUAUUUAAAAUUCAAUUUUGCAGUCAGCCGAGAAGAGUUUGUUGACGUUGACCGUACUUCCGCUGUGGGAGCAGCCUGGAGAUUGCUGUUUUGAUUUGCUUUUUAGCCUCGAAACUGUAGGGCCAGCCUUUUUUUUUUUUUUUUUUAAUUCAGUAGGAAAGCAAAUAUGUUUCGGGUUUCUGUGAAUUACAUUUUGCUGUGCGGUCAGGUUUUGUUGUUCGCGGCUGUCCUGUUGCUGCAGUGUUUAGGUGGAAUUUAUUCCCAAAAUACAACGACAGCGGCUGCUUUCAGAGAUGGCACCCGCGGAACUUCAUCAGGACCGGGUGACCCGGAGAAUGACACCGCGGCUUCCCCAAAUACCACGCCGAGCGACGGGUCAGACACGUGGGAGUACAGUGACCCAUAUUCACCCUUGGUUCUGUGCAGCUACCUGCCAGAUGAGUUUAUAGAGUGUGACGAGCCAGUGGAUCAUGCUGGAAAUGCAACUGCUAGGAAUGAACUUGGCCAUGGCUGUGUAAAGUUUGGAGGGCAAGCAUACAGAGAUGUUGAGCAUUCAGAGGUAGUGUGCAGAGCACUGUAUGGGAUUGAGUGUGCUGGAGAGAGAGAGUUUCGACGAGGAAACAAGCCAUGCAUCAAGUACACGGGACAUUACUUCAUAACCACCCUGCUGUACUCCUUUUUCCUGGGCUGUUUUGGAGUGGACCGGUUCUGCCUGGGUCACACUGGCACCGCUGUGGGGAAGCUGCUGACGCUCGGAGGCUUGGGCAUCUGGUGGUUUGUGGAUCUCAUCUUGCUGAUCACCGGAGGACUCAUGCCCAGCGACGGCAGCAAUUGCUGCACAUUUUACUAAAAACUAAACUAGAAUGAGGACGGAGUUGUGAACUGGAUCAGCUGGUGGAGGCUUCUAUUUAUCAGGAACUUUACAAGCCCUAACUGUGUACAAAACAACAUGCAUACACUGGAGAGAAUGGAUCAGCAGCCCCGAACAGACAGAGGAGAAACGAUGAACAAUUGAAAAUGAUCUGAACGUUCAUUAUGAAAAAGCUGAAUAUGUUAUCUGUAAAUGAAACUGGGGGCCAACAGCUCUACUGUGAGAACUGGGGCGAGUCACUCUACCUGCUUGUGGCUCCACACCCAACCUAGCUGUAACACUGGGUUCAAGGAGAAACACGAUAAAUGGUUUGUCGCAACAAAAGCUGCCAUCCCAGUUUAUUAGGACGUAUAUCUAAAAUUGUCACACACGUUGCAGACUUGACAGGCCUCUCUAACCUUUCACUAGCUGUUGUCUCUCUUGACGACCUGCAUUCCCAUUCGUUUUACCAUUGCUGACUCUCUGAUACAGUCUGAUUAUUUAUUUAUUUUUGUUAAGUUUUAAAAUGUUUAUUUUACAUUUCAGAGGAACAAAAGGCAUAUCUUGACAUAGGUCUACAAGUCUUGAAUCCCCCCCUCCCCCCCCAACUCCUAUUAAGCACCUUCCAUUACCAUAUAGUACCAGUUUCAUUUAUGGAGCGUCCUUCAUACAUAAGCAUUACAGGAUGCUUCAAAGGGUCAACUCAAAAAGCUGUAGCUGCUGCCUAAGAAAAGGGUACAUUUAAAAGAAAACUAUUUCAGCCAUGCCGACAAACUGCAGGGAAAAACAUGAUCUAAAGUGAGGCUGCUGAAGGCCCUGGAAACGCAACUUUUCAGUCAGGUUCCUGGGGUUACAUUGGCUGCUCUUACAGUACAAGGAUGUAAGGAAUUGGGAGCUCAAUGAAAUAGGCAACUUCGUAAGUAAAGAUCAUGCUUUUAAAUUCAGUUCACUGGAAGCCAAUGGGUUAUGAACAGCAUAUUUGAACAGGGCUCUUCUGUAUGAGAAUCACGGGUGGGAUACUGUUCAACACGGCUCGUCUGUUCUCGGCUUUCAAGCGGCAGGUACUAGGGUAGGUCCUCCCGUCGCUGCCGCAUACCUGCCCGGUGGAGGAGCACACACACGAGCCCCGGUGAUGGUGCCUGCCUGGCGGGAAGAUUGCAUCCCUUCACCGCAGACCCCCCCAAACCGCGGACGCAGAUGUCACCUUCCCCGGAGCUGCAGACAAUGCAACACCCACAGUCAUCCUUCACUUCCCCGUAAUAGCAAGGGCUGGGGACGGGCACACAGAGACGGAUCACAGCUCUCCGGGCAGGGCGCCUGUCUUUUCUUUAACAGUCGUGAGUCCACCACAGUCGCAAAAAAAAUGCAUGAAGCUAACCAUCUUAGAACCAUGUUGAAUUUAAAUGCUGAAAAACAAAGUUCUAUAAAAAUAAUAAUACGAACGAUGAGUGUAAGUUUUAAUCAGACUGUGUCGUUGCAUGAACAAUUUGUAUUUAAGUCACUAUUUCAAAAAAAAAAAAACAGCAUGCCCUCAUAGUUAAAUGUCCAAACUUCACCUAUAAAAACUGAUUUUAAGACGUGAUCAGUUCAUCGCAAAAAGUCUAAAAACGCUUUUUAAACAGUUUUACUGAAGAAAAAAAUUAAUUGGUAAGUGAAGUUGCCCAGGUAGCCCUUAUUCUUUAAAAUAAAAGAUUAUUGCUGGAACAAAAAAAAUAAAAUAGAAACUGCACAUAAAUUCGGAGGCAAGCAUAAAUGUUGUAUUUAUGUACACAGAUAGUUAAAAUCUCAUUCUGGGGAGUUUGACAGCUGAUGGGGUAAGUUUGAGCCGCUCUUACAACGCUCACCCUAACGACCCCUUGAGCAGUUACCAGGAAUGUCGAUAAUCUCGCCUGUUUUCCAAAUUCAAUUGCGUGUCUAAAUGGGAGAAGGAGAGGGUGGGAUUAGGUUAUAUUGUGUGUGUGUGAGUGUGAGAAAGAGAUGGAGAGAGAGGCAAAAUAGUGGUAUUCCUAUAUGAUAAAGUUUAUCAUUGGCCACAAAACUGUCCAACUUGUUUUUAAAAGAGAUAUACUGAUUAUCAAAAGGCGAUAAAUGCUUUUAGUUUAGUAAGCUGAGUGAAUAGUAAGUUACCUUUAUAGGAGAUUUGGCUUUGUCCAGACUGCUAAACCCUGCUAUUAUAAAUUCCAGCUGCUGAAGGGGACUAAGGAAUUGGCACACGUGUUUGCAGGUAUCUCGCCCAGCUGGCAUGUAAAGUCCCAGUCAAGGGGCUUUUUAUUUACCUAUUUUGUAGUUAGUUUACCCAGCUCCUCAGACCACCACCAAGUCUGAACUUGGUCCCUGAUCACAAAACUUAUGGACUCUUUUAAGAAAACAUUAAAACAUUACUCCGCAAAUAUAAAAUAAAUCCUUGUUAUCCCAGCUGAAGAAUCGUCUUCCGUGAGGGUAGACACUAAAUAAUAUAUCAGAAAGAGAAAGACUUCCACAAGAUUCUCCUAAAAUAUUACAAUAUGAAAUAUAAUAAAAAUAUAGGCUCAUAGGUUAUAAAAAAAUAUAGGUUCAUAGGGUAUAUAUUGAUUUGAAGCUAUUGGUUUUAGACUGAUUCAAUUUGAAGGACCAACAAUAAGGAAGACCCUGUGGGUUGGGCACUGGGCUCUCCAGCUCCAGAUUCCAGAUUAACCACUGUCUUACACACAGCUCUUAUUCAUUUAUUAACCAUGGGUUAAAGUACAACAACAAGGAACCUAAUAACACAUGUGCCACAGUUGCAUUUUUUAAUAAAUUUUUUUGGCAGGCUACCUACAAAUUUGAAUAAAUCGUCUAGUUGUAAAUCUGUUUUGCAACAUUUGAUUAUCAGUGUAGAACAUUAACUAAACUGACUUCCAUUGAAUUAAAAUCAUGUGACAAAAUGGCCUUUCAACUUGUAAAGUGUCUUGAGGGAUGUUAGGGGUUUCAAAGUAGCUUAAGGCACUACUGUUUCUUGUGCUCAAAGUGAAAUCCCUCCCCUUACCUGACAGCUUAUACUGUAUAUCUUUGCUGACAGCAUAGUGGGUCUCUGCUCUGCAUUUGAGUGAUUCCUUACUUCUGAUACAUAUUUUUAUAACCUUUAGCAUAGGUGGAUGCCAUUCUUUUACGAAUACUGUGUUUUUACUACUGCAUAUGUAAAAAAAAAAAAAAAAAAAAAGUAUGAAACAUGCAAUGUUUUGAAACGUCUGACGAAAUUUCAGCCAGUGCCUUCUUCAGUGUACUGAAGGCAUGCGUCUAAAGUUUGUUAUCUUCAUUUAGUUCCUUAUAGUUUUACCUGAGAAUUCUGAUUGAGCAUUUUGAAGUUCUAAAUGUUUCCCUAUUAUUACCUCCACUAUAGACUAUAGUGGCAUUGAAUUAGGUUGUCCAGUUAGGUUGUGAUCAGAACUAACAGGCUCACUUUUCAUAAGAGAUACGUUACAUAAUUUUUAAAACUAGAAAGAAACUAAGAAUAUGUAACGGCUCAUUUCGAUUAGUUUCAUUCUGUUUUUUCAUGCUUCUAUUUCAUCAGCAACAGACAGCUAUAAAGGUUUGACAUAACGAUCAUACAAUUAUGAAAUUUAAGUUUCACUAUAAUAGCAUGGUAUAGAUUAUAGGUCAGUUUGAAUUACCAGGGUUUGAGGUUCAGUCUGCUGUAUUUAUUUCUUCCCUGUUUGAUAACAUGUUAUGUGUUCUUACCUGUAUGAUUUUAUUGUCUUUGCUUAGAUCGCCGUUUGCCAUGUUUACUAACACUGUAACAGCAAAUUAAACUUUGAAGUAUUUUAAGAUCUGAAAAUCAUUCACACGCCCUCGAUCUCCUUUGGGAGACAAUCCCAGUGGGGGAGAGGGCAGCAUAUUUAAACGCACAGUGCCCGGGAGUCAGUGUUCAUGCAGAGGUGGACUUAAAACACUGCCAUCCACCAUACUGUGGAGCAGGGCAGGGAUCAAUUUUAUUGUAACAUAUCUCUUGGACUUUGGAAACUGGGGAUCCUAUAGUGAGUGCUCAGUUCCGUUCCAGAAUUAAGCAGAUACAAUGCCGAGGACUUGUCAGGAUGGCUGGCAAACACUGAAUGUGUUAAACCAGUACAAUGGCUGGCGAAAGUGUUUGAACCUUGAUGAAUGUCUGGUUUCUGCUCGUUCUACCUGCAGGAAGCCUAAGAUUGUUUUUCUUCUUUCUCCUUCUCAGUCUCCCCUGCGUAUUUUUACAAAGAACUGUCUCCAGCGAAUCCAGGAAAUCUACUCAGAUCACAUACAGCAGUAUCUGUUCCUAGGAACAUUGCCAGCAGAUUGGAAUUGCUCAUGUCAGGGCAUGAAAACAGUGUUGGAGGGAACCUCAGGGGGAUAGCGUUUUGAAGUUUUCUUUUUCCUCCCUUGGGUGUAAUACUGAUAUUUAAAAUAAUAAUAAUAAUAAUAAUAAUAAUAAUAAUAAUUCCCCUACCUUUACUAUUUGGUUUACGUGUUCUGGUAUGUUUUCGUAACAGCCUUACUCCUCAAGAUAUAUGUCAUUUUUUUCCAAGUCUUUCCCGAUUCUUAACUGUCCCAAAAAUCUGUUCUCCAGACCUUUAUUUGCAGUAGUAUAUUUAACCAGCUCACAUAAUCAUUAUGCAGUUGAAAUUUUAAAUGAUAAAACAUGCUGCCGUAUUUUCUAACUGCUGUGCUGCAGGUACCCGUGUCAGUUAGCGCUCAUGUUAAAUGCAAAAUGACACUGCAGUGCAGUAGUAACCCUGAAAGCUUUGUUAAAGUCUGCAGCUAGACUUUGUCCCUAAUUGACUGUGAUCAAAACCCCUAGUUUCGUCAUUGGGUUAUCUUCUCAAGAUUUCAGAACUAACUUUUUACCACAUUGGGGCAAAGCCCCUUUCACAAGAAAUAAGGAAUUAACAAACUUCUUGCUGAAUCCAAUUGCUAAAUGAAAACGUCAGUGCCUUUAUUGAUAAAUUGGCUUUGCCUGUGUUAAAAGUGAAAAUAAGGUUAGGAAAACUAAUAAGAAAAGUUUAAAUUCUUGGCAAUGGGAAUGUGUGACCCCUUUGUACAACAAAUUCUUCAAAUGGAAAUGAUCAAGCAACCUAAAAUAAUGUGCAGGUAUUAUAAAAAUCAGUGUCGCUGGAGCCCUCUAGUGGUAAACAAACAUAUGCCAGCUAAACCAUACUACAAUAAGUAACCAGGCUAAUGAAGAGUACUGUAUAAAUUGGUUCAAAUGCUAAAAAUAUAUGGGAUUUGGGUUCCCUGUAUAACUAAGUGAGUCAGUCACUUUCUCUGCUGUGUAAUGCAGAAUAACACAGUGAAAGCAAAGCUAAACAUUAAGCACACUUUAAUGUGUCUUUUUCACAUUUUUUCAGUUACUAUAUAUUACAUUUUUUUCUUUUUUCUUUUUUUUUUUUAGCAAAAGAGCAGUAGGAUUUCUUCUAAUCGAUGCACUACAAAACACUUAAAAAGCAAAAGGUUCUUAACCUACGUAUUAAUCAACAGGUUUCAGUAAUGUGUACACGAUUUGUCAACAGUCUUUGGCACAAUUACAUUUUAAAACCCAUUUUACGGUAUUACAAACAAAGAAUACACUUUAUCAAGUUAUUUUAAUUUUUUUAAAAAAGGCACAUUUGGAAUUGUAGGGUUCAAGGUGAUUUCCUGUGAUGUGUCAAUUCAGCUGUUUUGAACAGAAUUUUCUUUCCUGUACUGUAAUAGCGGUCUGGGUUUUUUUUUUCAUUUAUGUCAAAAAGGUAAGAAAUUGAAGACAAUUUGAACAGAACUGAUAGGUAACAUCUUUCAAAAUUCUAUAUGUAAUUCUGUAUCCAUCUGGUUUAUCGUGCCUGUACUAACUUUCCUUCAUCAAGCUCUUCUCUAAGUGUAAAGAUGCCCCCAGUCUUGCAUCUCCACAAAAAUAUCUAUUGCCAAUUGUCUCACUAAGAAGCAAGAGGACAAACACUAUUUCAUUACAGCAUUUAGUGUAGCCUGUAUACUUGCAUUCUCUUCAAUACAAUAUCCUCUUUGUUUUAAACCUUAGUUUUAUGUUAAACAGACCUGAGUAAGAAAUGUAUGAAUAUCACAGGGGUCAAACUUCCACAUAUAAUAUUGUACACUGUUGUCAAUAUAUAAAAGGCUGUAAUUGCAACAUCAGUUAUCAGUGUAAAAUAGUAUAUCAACAAAGAUAAUUGCAGGCAAAGAAUGUUUGACCCCUUAUGUUAUCAAUGCACUUCAUACCUGUAAAGUUAUGUUUAAUAUGUUGCCUACAUAUUUUAUAAAAAUUGUAAUUCCAAUUUUCCCACCUUACAGGCACCCAUCUUCCAAGAAAUGGUAUAUUCAAUGAAAUACAAGAAUAUUAGGCUGUCCUGUGUAAGACUGACAUGGAGGCUGUGACAGUGGUACUCUAAUGCAUGUGUGUUGAGGUCUAUUCGCUGUAUAGUCGAGCCAUUAUGUGCUGUAACUGCAAGGUCUACUCAGAGGAUCUAGAACGUGGCCGACCAAACAUGUAAUUUGACUUCCUUUUAAAGCUUUUAAAUGAAUUGACUAGACACCUGUGCAUUUUCUGAGUGUAAAAGACAGUGAACUGUGACUGUGGCUGACCGCUCGUGCUACUGGUUUCUAAGCACUGCUUGUUAAAUUGUAUUUAAUUAAUGCUGAGUGGGACUGUAGUCAAGGAAACCGAUGCAACUCUAACAUGACUGAAUAACUCUACCUGGGAGUGAUGCUAAACAACAUUCUUAAAUGAAAACCACGUCAUUAAUAGAGCCCUUAUGUGGCAUAGAGCUUUUUGUAUGGUAUUUGUUAAUUCCAGAUUUGUAGAAUUAAAGGUUACGAUUCAACUUCCUCUGCUGUAGGUCUGAUUUCAGCUAGACAACAGUGUCAGUGCCUUUGAAUCUUCCAGAAACACAGAAAUCAAUGAGUAUCUUAAAGUAGCACAGAUAAGGGUCAACAUUUUCCUACACUUUAGUUAGAACAGUUUCCUAGUUCAAUGGGGUUUUUUCACUGGUGCUGCUGUAAAGACUGACAGACACAGAGAGGUGCGCGGAGUGUUCAGUGUGCACAAGCAAAUUCAAAACCAAAAAGGGUCAACUCUGCCAUAGGCUUCCUUCGAUACGCUGGUUCCCCAGUAUAACUAACUAUAAAGACGCCUGGGUGCUUAUGUUUAAAGAGGCUGUAGCCAGCAAAAUAAUUCAGUAAAUCUUACCUGUUGUGCAUUUCGACUCUAUUUAGGUUUCAAAUGUGCAGUUUUGAAAGUAACAGAGGUUAUAGCAGACAUGGAUUUUCAUUUUGUUACCAGCUCCAAAGCAUGAAAGUCAGCAGAGGAGGCAGCUGGUUUGUAAAUAGGGAAGAUUUUUAGUUGAAAUGACCAACUCUAGUUUAAAGCAGGGCUCGGACCCACAUUGCUUUACCCUAGUGUACUACCAGAUAUGUUUUAAAUAAAAAG
Molecule: messenger RNA, 8372 nt
Organism: Polyodon spathula (Mississippi paddlefish)
Lineage: Eukaryota; Metazoa; Chordata; Actinopteri; Acipenseriformes; Polyodontidae
Product: TM2 domain-containing protein 2-like
Exons: 4
Coding region: 290-973 (227 amino acids)
Source: RefSeq, a predicted model, not a curated record